Messenger RNA from Amaranthus tricolor (Joseph's coat), 4661 nucleotides. Its product is annotated as replication factor C subunit 1. The record is from RefSeq and is a predicted model, not a curated record. Lineage: Eukaryota; Viridiplantae; Streptophyta; Magnoliopsida; Caryophyllales; Amaranthaceae. Gene Ontology annotation, molecular function: DNA binding; ATP binding; ATP hydrolysis activity. The transcript is spliced from 23 exons. Gene Ontology annotation, biological process: DNA replication; DNA repair. Bases 473 to 3409 code for a protein of 978 amino acids. Gene Ontology annotation, cellular component: DNA replication factor C complex; nucleus.
CACCUUGCACGGGUUUCAUUCGAGUAGGCGUUUUGUUCUCUAUAUUCGUCAUAUAUGACAAGCUAAGUGCCCCGUGUGGCCGUGCCCAAAGCAGUCGAGUGGCGGGAAAAUUGUCUGACAAGCCAGGUUAUGUGUCAUUCUCUUCAUAUUCAUCUCAAUCUUCUUAGCAAUUUGCAACAAUUAGGGUUUUCAGUAUAUAAUCUCUGAUUCUUUGUGUUCCAUGCACUGUAUUCCACACCCAAUCAUAUGAAGUAUUACCCUAAAGAACCGUUGAUGAUUAUACAUUAGAGUCUUGUCGUUGAAUCGUUAGAUUAUAGUCAUUUUUACUUUCGUCGGCGUCUAAAAUUAUUUCACGUUUUCUUUCCAAGAACAUAAGUGGUGAUUAAGCGAUUUAGGAUUGUGCUUAUAUAUGUAAUUCUUAUCCGUGUGAACAAAUUUGAAACAAUUUCGGUUGCUGAUUUUGUAUUCAGACAUGUCAGAUAUUCGGAAAUGGUUCAUGAAGAAACAUGAUACUGGAAAUGACAGUGCUGCCAAGCCUUCCGCGAUGAAGCCUUUGCCUGAUAAACCUCCUGCCACUACUUCGCACACACCAAAACCGGGAGGUCAAGAAAGUGCUGCGAGGAGGAAAACAAGCAAAUAUUUUGAUAAAGAUCAAGAGAAGUUGAAGGUUGAGACCAAAAAAGUGGAGGUGCCAUCCAAAAGAAAGUCAGAAAAGGGAGAUGAGGAUUCUCAUAUUGAUAUCAAACCUUCACCUGCAAAGAAGGUCCACAAAGUAAAGGAUGUAGAUGAUGCUGAUGACGACUUUACUCCAAUUAGUUCAAAAAAGAAGUCUGUUGAUACUACUCCUAGCAAAAGACAAAAGGGAAGUUCAGGAAGUGGUGUCUCCAAGAAAAAUGUAGUUGCUGAUGAAGGUGAUGAUGAAAUGGAUGAGGAUAAGGAGACACCAACUCCUGUCAAAUCUGCUGGAAGGGGUCGUGGGAGGGGAGCACCAUCAGGCACUUCGUCUGGUGGAAGAGGAAGGGGAGCUGGUGGACGGGGAGGAUUUAUGAACUUUGGUGAGAGGAAAGACCCACCCCACAAAGGAGAAAAGGAAGUCCCCGAAGGUGCCCCAGAUUGUUUAGAUGGGCUGACUUUUGUUAUUUCUGGGACACUUGACAGCUUGGAGAGGGAAGAAGCUGAAGAUUUAAUCAAAAGACAUGGAGGUCGCGUAACUGGGUCUGUUAGCAAGAAAACGAAUUAUCUUUUGUGUGAUGAAGAUAUUGGGGGACGGAAGUCUGCUAAAGCGAAAGAAUUAGGAACUUCUUUUCUUACAGAGGAUGGCUUGUUUAAUUUGAUCCGUGCAUCUCAAAAAUCAAAAAUCCUUGCUUCAGAUAAUUCAAAGAAACCAUAUGAAAGCACUCCAUCAUCUGCUGCAAAGAAAACUCAGCAGAAUGUGGAAGUGAAGAAAUUUGGAGGGAUCUCGUCUUCCAAUAAGGCUCCAAAUUCAUCAGUUAGUUCAUCCCCUGCAAAGAAAAAGGAUAUCUCAAAGAAAGGCGCUUCUUUGACAUGGGCAGAGAAAUACAGACCCAAAACUCCAAAUGAUAUAGUUGGCAAUCAGGCACUUGUUAAACGUCUUCAUGAUUGGUUGUCACAUUGGGAAGAGCAGUUUCUGCAUAAUAAAGGAAAGGAGAAGGGGAAGAAGCAAAGUGAUUCUGCAGAGAAAAAGGCAGUCUUAAUGAGUGGGACUCCAGGUAUAGGGAAAACUACCUCAGCAAAGUUAGUUAGUAAGAUGCUGGGUUAUGAGACAAUUGAGGUCAAUGCUAGUGAUAAUCGUGGAAAAGCUGAUUCUAAAAUUGGCAAAGGAAUUAGUGGAAGCACUGCAAAUUCCGUAAAGGAGCUUAUUAGUAAUGAAUGUCUUGGUGGUAAUCUGGAUAGGUCAAAGCACCCAAAGACUGUUCUGAUUAUGGAUGAGGUUGAUGGCAUGUCUGCUGGUGACAGAGGUGGGGUUGCGGACUUGAUUGCUAGCAUCAAGAUAUCCAAAGUCCCAAUAAUCUGCAUUUGUAACGAUCGUUAUAGUCAGAAACUGAAAAGUCUAGUAAACUACUGUUCACAAUAUAAUUUCCGGAAGCCUACAAAACAGCAGAUUGCAAAGAGGUUGUCGCAAAUCGCAAAUGCAGAAGGGCUUAAAGUGAACGAGAUUGCUUUGGAAGAGCUGGCAGAGAGAUGUAAUGGAGAUAUACGCAUGGCUGUGAAUCAGCUGCAAUAUAUGAGCUUGUCCAUGUCAGUUAUUGGAUAUGACGAUAUAAGGCAGCGCUUUCUUGGCAGCGCCAAGGACGAAGACAUUUCACCUUUUACUGCUGUUGACAAGCUGUUUGGCUUCAAUGGUGGGAAGUUAAGGAUGGAUGAAAGAAUUGACCUGAGUAUGAGUGACCUUGAUUUGGUUCCACUUCUUAUCCAGGAAAAUUAUAUAAAUUAUCGGCCAAACUCUGCGUGUAAAGAUGAUGGUGGGAUGAAAAGAAUGAGCUCUCUUGCCCGUGCAGCCGAAUCAAUUGCUGAUGGAGAUAUUAUUAAUGUACAAAUAAGAAGAUACAGGCAGUGGCAGCUCUCUCAAAGUAGCUGUAUUUCCUCCUGCAUAAUACCGGCCUCAUUGAUGCAUGGACAGAGGGAGACAUUUUUGAAGGGUGAAAGAAAUUUCAACAGGUUUGGUGGGUGGCUUGGAAAGAAUUCAACAAUGGGAAAGAAUCUAAGGAUUCUAGAGGAUCUUCAUGUCCAUAUGGUUGCAUCUAACAACUCGUAUUUAGGGAGGGGAACUUUACGUCUUGAUUUCCUUACACUUCUUUGUAAAAAGUUGACUGAACCACUUCGGGCUCUUCCUAAGGAGGAAGCUGUAAAACAAGUUGUAGAAUUUAUGGAUACUUACUCAUUGAAUAUGGAGGACUAUGAGACGCUAAUGGAGCUGUCGAAAUAUCAGGGACGUCCUAGUCCAACAGAUGGUAUAUUGCCAGCAGUAAAAGCUGCUUUAACAAAAGCAUAUAAAGAAGGUAGCAAUUUACGCGUGGUGCGGACAGCUGACAUGAUCACCCUUCCUGGAUUGAAAAAGGCUCCUAAGAAGAGAAUUGCUGCUAUCUUGGAGCCGGUCGAUGAACUUGGUGAGGAAACUGAUGAUAUCAACGAGGAAAAUGAAGAAGAGAAUACUGAAGAUACUGAAGAGCUCGAUGAUACUGAUGAUGUGAAGAACAUCAAGUUGGAUCUCGAGAGCAACCAUGCAAAAGGGGUUGUGGUACAAUUGGAACUGAAAGGUGCUGGAAGUUCAGGCACCAAAAAGGCGCAAAAGGCUCCAGCAGGGAAAGGCAAGGGAGGUGCUGCUGAGCCCGCAUCAGGGAAGAGAGGCGGGCGUGUGUCAGGAACUGCUGCCAAGAGGAAGAGAUGAUUGUUGAGCAAAAAAAAAAAGUUAAAAAACGAGUUGCCAGGUCUAAUCAUUUAUCAAUGGUACUACUCUUCUUAUAUUUCUAUUGUUGGGACUAAUUGUUUAUGUAGAUUUUUGGUAUAUUUUUCUUGUAGUGUUUAGUCUUCUGAUUGCUUUUACGAUCUACCCUAUCAAAAUUUUGUAUGUAGUUCUGAUAGGAUGAAUUUCUAUGAUAUAAAAAGGGGGCAAGUCGUUCAUUAAUGAAUUACGAAUUAUGAAUUAUGAUCUCAGGGUGCAUAGGAUAAAUUCUUGCUUGUAAUGACUAAUGAAGCGGGCCAAAUAGGAUUAGGUUCUAAAGCCUAAGGAGUUAUACAAUGGUCUGGUUCCGCUGUGGAUCUGUUUUGGUUCGUAAAUUUGCAAACCUCAGUUGUGCUCCGCUGAGUUGUAAAAUUUUAAAAUCUACCAAACAUGGAUUUACACAUACAAUACAACUUGAGAUAUCUAUCUCAAUUAAUUAGAAGUUUACUUUGGAUUUUCUACCGAUGCUAGAAUUUUUUUAGUUUUUUCAAUUUCUUUCCUAAUACUUUGACUUAUUUCCUGUAAAUUAUUGUUCAGAGUACAGACUACAUAGGUACAGGUUGUUUGCAUGAUAAUAAUAUGUUGAAAAAGUAAUCCCUUCUCCUUACUUAAAAUAUGAAUAUGAUGAAGAGUCUAUUACUCAAUCUAAUAGUUAGAAUUACUUGAUAGAGAAAAAUAUGGGGAAUUUUGAGAUUUUAUUUUUUAUUCUUAAAUAGAUGUCAUAAUCUUAAUAAGGGUAAUAGUAAAAAGUAAUAGAGAAACCUAAUAUCUGCUCCAUAAGCUAUUAUAAUUGUCAUGUUUUUAUUCGACACUGCUUUUCUUUCCCUUGGUCAACGUAACCCCUUUGAAAAGUAUUUUUCAAACUAAGCGUCUAGGAAAUAGUUGUCCAAAACAGUGAGUUGGAAUCCUAUUCGGCUGAAGUAUGAGUUUCAAGGGAGAACUAGAAGUCGCUGGUAGUGAUAGUGAUCUAACUUAAAUAAAAAUUGUUAUUCGUAGCAUUUUUUUUACUGCUCAAAAUGGUAGAAAAUAGAGGAAACUGAAUUUUUCAUUUAAGAAAAAUCUCAAAGUAAUUUUAUCAAAAAACAAGGAAAAAUUACUUCAAUUGUGUUCAAAUUUAUGCUUCCCAACUUUCAAAUCAUUGAAAUAAAUAGUCUAUUAAAAUCAAAAAUAAGAAAUUAAGCGUUUAAGUCGAGUGAUU